Closterium sp. NIES-65 is the source of this 2004-nucleotide messenger RNA. Lineage: Eukaryota; Viridiplantae; Streptophyta; Zygnematophyceae; Desmidiales; Closteriaceae. The record is from the annotation of a GenBank genome assembly.
AUGCCGCGCCCAUCCGCGGUGAUCGACUGCGCCGUGCUGGCGCACGCGGGCCACGCCGUGCCCGCCGCUAUGCGCGAGAGUGUGUGCGCGGGGGCCUUCAUGGACGCGCUGGGCCCGUCCGCCUCCGCCGCCGACCUGGGAAGCAGCGACAGAGAAUCCAGCCUGGUGAGUCCUUGCGGAGUUAGACUGCUGCGCCCUGCUCGCGCGAUCAUGGGCGAGCGUGGGCGAUCAUGGGCGAGCGUGGGCGAUCAUGGGCGAGCGUGGGGGAUCAUGGGCGAGUGUGGGCGAUCAUGGGCGAGCGUGGGCGAUCAUGGGCGAGCGUGGGCGAGCGUGGGCGAGCGUGGGGGAUCAUGGGCGAGCGUGGGGGAAUCAUGGGCGAGUGUGGGCGAUCAUGGGCGAGCGUGGGCGAUCAUGGGCGAGCGUGGGGGCUCGCUGCUGGAGGAUGCCAUGGUGGCUCAGUGUGGGCAUUCCUUCGGCGGAGCAACACUCGCAAGAGUCAUGGACUCGAUGGUGUGUCCAUACUGCAUGGCGCCUGUUGACGUCAUGGCGCUCAUUCCCAACCUCGCUGUGAGGUCCGUGGCAUCAUGUUUCGGCAAGGGUGUGCUGCACUGCACCACACAGGGGCUAGGAGGGGUGGGCCAUGUCACCACUCACAUUGUCCCAUUCUCCCUCCUCACCUCCAUGUCACCUGCUUGCGUGCAGCUCUGUGAGCCUGAGGACUCGGGGCUUCUCGGGUCUCCUGAUGCUGAAGGUGGUGGCCGCCUGAAAGGCGUGCAGUUUCCAUUCUCCGUCAACGAAAAGGUUCUGAUAAAGGACUCGGGGGAAAGCGUCCGUCUGCAGUACCGUUCUCUUCAGAAGUGUGAUGGAACGCCAGUGGAAGCCAAGUAUGAGGCGCACCAUGCGAGCACAGCAGAGGCACAGGCAGAGGAAGCAGGGGCGGGCGGAGAUGGCAAGAGCUGGUGGGGCGACGAGGGGGAGAAACGCCUGAUGGGUGAACAGCCAAUGAUGGGCGACAUGUCAGUCUCUCAGCCAAUCAUAGGCGAGAUGUCAGCCUCUCAACCAAUGAUGGGCGAGAUGUCAGCGCUGCUCCAAGCAGACGACGACUCAGACCACCCACCGGCCUUUUCAGACGACACUCUCCUCCCUCACAACCCAUCCAACAGCAUGUCUGUAUCCCCAUCUCUGCUCGGACAGUCAUUUGACCACUCGCAGAAACCUUCCAGCAGCAGCACUCCUCUAUCCCCAUCUCUGUUGGGACAGUCCCUCAUGCUGUCUCCCCCAUCCAGCAGCCAUCUGGCAAUGCUGAGCUCACCGCCUAUGGAAGGUCGUGCAGCCAUGCUGACCUCACCACCGCCGCCCAACAGCCAUGCAGCAAUGAUGAGCCCGCCGCCGCCCAUGGGCGGGCGGCUGUCCAGUGUGGCGGAGUCGAGCUGUUUUGGGGCGGCUCAGAAGCAGCAGCAGGCUGGUCAACUGGCAAUGCCAGUGCAGGGCUUGCAAGGAGGAGGGGGGGCUUCUGGGGGUGCAGAGGCAGGGGGGUGUGGGAGUGAAGUGCCAGGGUUGGGGCUGUCACCUGGGCAGCAGCAGCAGCAGCAGCAGCAGCAGGGGGGGUCUCUGCUGGCCCAAGGGACGCAUGCACUGAUUGCAGCAGCCGCAGCUGUGGAAGCCGAGUGCAGGGGGGAAGCGGCUGGUGGGGAUGUUGAUGGUGGUGCUGGUGGUAAUGGUGCUGGUGGUGAUGGUGCUGGUUCUGGUGGCGGUAGGGCUCCCCUUGCUACCAGUGGAAGGCAAUACAGGGGUGCACAGGGCAGCAAACAUGGGGCCGGGGCGGGUCGGUCGGGCAGUGUGGCUGAUAGACGGCCAUCGGAGCAGCAAGGGCCGCUGCCCCUGUGGAUGUCACCCGACACGGCAACCACGAUUCUGCACCAGGCGAUUUCAGAUGCUGGUGGUGCUGGCAAUGUGGAGCGUGGUGAUGGGGAGUUGGGAGCGGUGAACAAUCAGGCUGGUUAG